AUAUGGGCACUUUGAAGUCUGAAAAAAUGUUUCCAGGGGCGUUUUUCUUCCAAAGCCUCUUCUUCUUUUUCUUUCGCAUUAUCUCUAGACAGUUCAGGAACCCAAAAGGUCUGCAAAGAAGUUUGAGCAAUGUCCAUGCAGCCCAUGGCAAAUACCAGAAGUAUGCUUCUCUUUCUUUUAGAUCAGACUUGUCAGCCAAAACAAUGGUGUUUAAUGUGGAAGGAACUUUGCUGAAAUCAUACUCUUUGUUUCCUUACUUUAUGCUUGUGGCUUUUGAAGCUGGAAGCUUAUUAAGGGCCCUUAUUCUCUUUCUGUUAUACCCAUUUAUUUGCUUAGUAGGUCAAGAUAUGGGCUUAAAGAUAAUGGUAAUGGUUUGCUUCUUCGGGAUAAAAAAGGAGAGCUUAAGGGUUGGAAGUGCUGUUUUGCCGAAGUUUUUCUUAGAGGAUGUUGGGUUGGAGGCAUUUGAGGAAUUGAAAAGAGGAGGGAGGAAAGUGGCCGUGAGUGAUCACUUCCCUCAAGUCAUGAUUGAAAGUUUCCUGAGAGACUACUUGGAUGUUAACUGUGUUGUUGGGAGGGAGCUAAAGACGGGCUGUGGGUAUUUUUUGGGACUCUUGGAAGAGAAGAAGAAAGAAAUGCUAAACUUGGAGGAGAUACUCGGAAAGGAUAGUGUUAUUAGCCAUGAUAUCAUUGGCAUUAGUCAGUUAAAUAGCUCUCUUGAUCAUCCUUUAUUUUCCCAUUGCAAGGAGAUUUACUUGGUCAGAAGGGUAGACAAGAGAAGCUGGCAACACCUCCCAAGAGACAGAUACCCUAAAGCCCUUAUUUUCCACGACGGUAGACUUGCCCUAAGACCAACCCCACUGGCCACUCUAGCAUUAUUCAUGUGGGUCCCUUUUGGCUUCGUCCUUGCCUUGAUUAGGGCCGCUGUGGCUUUAACUCUUCCAUACAGCAUGUCCAUUCCCAUACUGACUUUCACUGGGGUUAAAGUAGCGAUAUCAAAACCCAAAUUGUCUCCUUCAGUGCUUCGAAGCUCAAAAGAAAAUGAAUCCAAAAAAGGCCUCCUUUAUGUCUGCAAUCACAGAACAUUACUAGAUCCUCUGUACCUUUCUUUCGCAUUAAAGAAAAAUUUCACUGCUGUCACAUACAGCCUUAGCAGAUUAUCGGAGAUACUGUCACCAAUCAGGACCGUUCGCUUAACUCGUGAUCGUGAACAAGAUGCAAAGAUGAUGGAGAGACUGUUAAACCAAGGGGAUCUUGUGGUCUGCCCAGAAGGUACCACAUGUAGAGAGCCCUACCUCUUGAGAUUUAGCCCGUUGUUUGCUGAGAUGAGCGAUGACAUAGUGCCUGUGGCUUUGGACACGCAUGUGAGCAUGUUUCAUGGCACAACUGCCGGUGGGCUCAAGUGUCUAGACCCCCUUUUCUUCCUCAUGAACCCUCGACCAAGUUACACUAUUCAGUUGCUCGACGGCGUAUCUGGACUUUCCACAUGCCAGGACAGUGAUAAAUCAAGAUUUGAUGUUGCCAAUUACGUGCAGGGUGAGAUUGGCAAGGCAUUGACCUUUGAGUGCACCAAGCUUACAAGAAGAGACAAGUACUUGAUUUUAGCUGGCAAUGAAGGCAUAACUUGCAGCCAACGGUGAAAUCCAAAUUUUCCUAGCCAGAUUUGAGCGUCGAGAACGUUCAAAUUUGUUGUAUGUCAAGGGCACCAUUGAAUUGUUUUAUUGUUGUGGGCAGAUAGGUGGCACUCUAUUUGUUUAUUUUAGUUAGUUUUUGUUUUCAUUUUCUAUAGCCAUCUGUAAAACAUCAGGCUAAUGUCAUAUGAUGUGCCUUUAUUAAAUCACUCUAUUUGUUUAUUGUUG
This is a messenger RNA of Populus euphratica (Euphrates poplar), 1856 nucleotides long. RefSeq names its product probable glycerol-3-phosphate acyltransferase 3. Gene Ontology annotation, biological process: cutin biosynthetic process. The transcript is spliced from 2 exons. Gene Ontology annotation, cellular component: membrane. The record is from RefSeq and is a predicted model, not a curated record. Lineage: Eukaryota; Viridiplantae; Streptophyta; Magnoliopsida; Malpighiales; Salicaceae. Bases 3 to 1637 code for a protein of 544 amino acids. Gene Ontology annotation, molecular function: phosphatase activity; glycerol-3-phosphate 2-O-acyltransferase activity.